CCGGGGCCGGGACGAUGACUCUGGAGUCCAUGAUGGCGUGUUGCCUGAGCGAUGAGGUGAAGGAGUCUAAGCGGAUCAACGCCGAGAUCGAGAAGCAGCUGCGGCGGGACAAGCGCGACGCCCGGCGCGAGCUCAAGCUGCUGCUGCUCGGCACGGGCGAGAGCGGGAAGAGCACGUUCAUCAAGCAGAUGCGCAUCAUCCACGGGGCGGGCUACUCAGAGGAGGACAAGCGGGGCUUCACCAAACUGGUGUACCAGAACAUCUUCACCGCCAUGCAGGCCAUGAUCCGCGCCAUGGAAACCCUGAAGAUCCUCUACAAGUACGAGCAGAACAAGGCCAACGCACUCCUGAUCCGGGAGGUGGAUGUGGAAAAGGUGACGACCUUCGAGCACCGGUACGUGAGCGCCAUCAAGACCCUGUGGAACGACCCCGGCAUCCAGGAGUGCUAUGACCGCCGGCGCGAGUACCAGCUCUCAGACUCCGCCAAGUACUACCUGACGGACGUGGACCGCAUUGCCACCUCAGGCUACCUGCCCACCCAGCAGGACGUGCUGCGGGUGCGCGUGCCCACCACGGGCAUCAUCGAGUACCCCUUCGACCUGGAGAACAUCAUCUUCAGGAUGGUGGACGUGGGGGGCCAGAGGUCCGAGCGGAGGAAGUGGAUUCACUGCUUUGAGAACGUGACGUCCAUCAUGUUCCUUGUGGCCCUUAGUGAGUACGACCAAGUGCUGGUGGAGUCAGACAACGAGAACCGCAUGGAGGAGAGCAAGGCGCUGUUCAGGACCAUCGUCACCUACCCCUGGUUCCAGAACUCAUCUGUCAUCCUCUUCCUCAACAAGAAGGACCUGCUGGAGGACAAGAUCCUCCACUCCCACCUGGUGGACUACUUCCCGGAGUUUGACGGCCCCCAGCGGGACGCACAGGCCGCCCGGGAGUUCAUCCUGAAGAUGUUCGUGGACCUGAACCCCGACAGCGACAAGAUCAUCUACUCGCACUUCACCUGCGCCACCGACACUGAGAAUAUCCGUUUCGUCUUCGCCGCUGUCAAGGACACCAUCCUGCAGCUCAACCUGAAGGAGUAUAACCUGGUGUGACUGGGACUCCCGCCAGCCGCCUGCCGGUCGCCAGCCGCCCCACGAGUCGGGGUUUCAUAUUUUUAAACAAAUGGUUUUUAUUUCACAGUUAUCAGGGGACGUACACCUCUCUUCCUACACACCUCGUGCACCUUCUCGUCUUUGUCAGUGGCAGAGGCCGCCUUUUUCUGGCCUUGACUUGUGGCUUGCUUUUUUCUAAAAAAAAAAAAAAAAGAAAAAAAAAAGAGAACCCACAGCAGACAGGCAGAGAGGAGACCCGGCACCAGCAGCGGCGCCGGGUCGCAGGACAUGGCCGGUUUCCCCUUGAUCUCGGAGCCGCGGAGACGCAGUGGCUGGGCUUCUCUUUCCUCCCGUGUUAAGUUAUUGACACCCUCACCACAGUCGCCCUGUUUCUGCACCGGACUCCAAGAAGUGGGGGUGGGUGGCGCCCCCCGCUGCCCGCCCUGGGAAGUGCCUAACCAUUUUUUUUUUCUUUUUCUUUUUUUGAGGAAACAAAACUGCAGCCCAGGGCCUCUGGCAGUCCUGCCUUUGGUGGGAGCCCGGGGGUGGGAGCCCAGGUGCGUCGGGUUCUCUGGUCAGGGUUGCGGGGAGGGGGGCUUGGGAGCGCUCCUGGGCUCCAGAGCCAACCCCAACACUGAGGGGCCCACAGGGACCCAGAGUCGCUCUUUAUUUUGUUGUAUUUUGUGGCCGUUUCGGAAGCAGUGGGGGUGCGGUGGGGACUUUUUCAGAAUCUUCUCAGGUCUGUCCCCUGGAGGCAGAGAGAGAGGGAGGGUCGCCUGGCAGGUCCAUGGCCGUCAGGGCGGUGCCCACUGCCCUGCACCUUGCCCAGAACCAAGACCUCGGGCUCGUGGCAGCCGGAGGUGGGCCCUCGGCCUGCUCACAGCCACGGCCAUGGCCAGGCACAGAGGUACCUCCCAGAGGGCCUGAGGGUGGGUUUCUGGGAGAAGGCAUGGACCAAAGGCUGCGGUGGUUGGUUUUGUGUGCUUGGCUUCUUGCUCCAAGGUGCAGAGAGUGGCCCACUGGUGGGGCUCGCACCUGCCCAGCGCACCUGGGCCCUACACCUGAGCACUUGGGCGGUCCUGGAUCCCUGCAGAGGAAUGAUGGGAGAAGGCAAACCAGCUCCGCCUAGCCCGGUCCCGGCUCCACCCCCACCGUGGCAGCCCACCCCACCCCUGCACUCCUGAUAGGCGGGGCCUGGGGUGGGAUGGGGGGCACACUUCCUGGCCUGUUCUCCCCUGGUGUCAUCACCGGAAGGGCCCUCUUUUGUGCCAUGUGUCCACAUGUGGGGUUUGUACCCUAGCCCUGAUGUGUACUGGGGGGGACAGGUGGUGCCGCUGGUGGUGGGCUCCCGCAGUCCCACAUCACACAGGGAACUGGAUCGGGUUCUUGAGGGGAAGGCGGGGUGGGCGACGUGCACCCAGAGUAUUAACUUCCCGAGAGGUCAGUGUGCCAAUAUCCCAGGGCAGGCCCGGCCCCGCAGUGCCAAACCUCCCCGUCUGGCCCACUGGGACCCCGCCAACUUGGCCCCACCUCCGUGCCGGGAGAAUGGGGUGGCAGGUUUUAGGCCCUCCUCGUCCCCAGUAUGAACUUCACCUCUGCGGUGCAUCCCUGAGUGCCAGCCCCUACCCCCAUGUCACAUCACCCAGCAGAACUGCCCUCCGAGUGCCAACGCCCCAGCGGCGUGAGGAGCCCUGCGGCCGGCGGGGGCAACCUCGCCUGCUUGUAUAUUAAACAAUACUGAUUUCAGACAAUUUAAACCUUAAUCUAUUUAAAAAAGAAUAUUAUAUAAAGAUGCUGUUUUUAAACCUUUUGUCAUUUGAGAUGCAUGUAUCUUCCGUGCGGGCUGAGGGGCGGGUGGUCAGCUCAGUGCCGGCCUCCCGGGGCUGCUGGAGCCGACCAUGUCCAGGCAGCGCGUCCGCAUUGGGGCCCACACCCCUUAAUCAAGAGAGAGCUGGUGGAAAUUGACUUUUCAUACCUUUCUCCUGAAAUGAAUUCUGUUUUAAAUUGGAAUAAAUUUUGUUCCUAAA
This is a messenger RNA of Budorcas taxicolor (takin), 3121 nucleotides long. RefSeq names its product G protein subunit alpha 11 (gene GNA11). Gene Ontology annotation, molecular function: G-protein beta/gamma-subunit complex binding; guanyl nucleotide binding; G protein-coupled receptor binding. The coding region runs from base 15 to 1094 and encodes 359 amino acids. The transcript has 7 exons. Lineage: Eukaryota; Metazoa; Chordata; Mammalia; Artiodactyla; Bovidae. The record is from RefSeq and is a predicted model, not a curated record. Gene Ontology annotation, cellular component: heterotrimeric G-protein complex. Gene Ontology annotation, biological process: adenylate cyclase-modulating G protein-coupled receptor signaling pathway; phospholipase C-activating dopamine receptor signaling pathway; action potential.